Messenger RNA from Ixodes scapularis (black-legged tick), 691 nucleotides. RefSeq lists its product as uncharacterized. NCBI's taxonomy places the organism in Eukaryota, Metazoa, Arthropoda, Arachnida, Ixodida, Ixodidae. Gene Ontology annotation, biological process: ganglioside catabolic process; lipid transport. The coding region runs from base 5 to 502 and encodes 165 amino acids. Gene Ontology annotation, molecular function: lipid carrier activity; enzyme activator activity. Gene Ontology annotation, cellular component: cytoplasmic side of plasma membrane. The record is from RefSeq and is a predicted model, not a curated record. The transcript has 4 exons.
CACCAUGGUCUUUGUCCACGUCGGCACACUGUUGGCUCUGGCCGGAUUCUGCUCGGCUUCAAUUGAGACUCCGGAGCUCACACCUUGCUCGGAUGUUCAAGGCUUCAAGCUUAGCGACCUUAAACUCACAAAUGCUGUGCUGGGACAGACCAUGACUGUGGAUUUCACGUUGGACAUUACCCAAGAAUUAAAGAGCAGUCCUCAACUCACGGUAACCGCGACCAAAAACAACGGGCAAGAAAUAGGCUGCUUAUUUAAUUUGAUCGGCUCUUGCACGUAUGACAUGUGUGGCGGAACUAGCAUUGUCGAAAAAACGCUCGGGUCCUUGUGGAACAACGAGUGCCCCAUCGAACCAAAUUCCUACACAAAGUCCCUUAGUGGUGAACUUCCCGAACUUGCGAAGUCUUUUCUUGGGAAUGGAACUAUCAACCUCAUGUUCGAGGUACAAGACGGCGGGAAAACUGUCGGAUGCCAGAAGUUUCCAGUUACUAUAAAAAUCUGAAAAUCAGGCUGUUCAUUCAUCAGGACAAAAAUGCACUCCCAGCAUUGAAAAGAGCUAAUUUCAUGGCAGGUUUCUUUAUUUUGUAACCAAGAUCAAGUGCACCGUGAAGUUUCUUCUGUAGAAGAACCAAGUCUCAUUGCACAAUUGACACGAGUAAUCAAGCUGAAUAAACAAUUUUUUCGAUUUUUC